UUCAAACACAGCAGCGACCACCGGGUAGCCAGUCGACAUGAACGGUGCAUUUAUACGCUCGGAAUGACUCACUUCGUCGCAGUGAAGAAGAGGCCGUCAUCCCCUCAGCAAAAGUGAAAGCUGUGGGAGGCUCGCGGUGAGAGACAACACCUGCGAGGUCGUUUAAAUGGAGAGGGGAGGCGGACUGACAAUUCUGUGCUGCUGCCGCCGUGCGCGCCCCUGAAAAAGGGGGCUCCUGUGUUCCGUGGAAACAAGCGAUCGCUUGUUGAUUUGCCUCCGUGAUAAUCUGAUUUCGGAGAGAUGUGAACGCCACGAGGAUUACAGGGUUACAGGGUAAAUACAAGCAAAAACGUGUCACAAUGUGGACCGCGCACUCCGCGCUGCGCCUUUUGUUCGAGAGGGACCAGGUUGUUGGCGGCUGCGUCGUUCUCCUCGUCGGAUGCAGAUCUCAGUAGCGACUCUGACCACCUGGCAGUGCUGUCUACGGGGCCGAGCCGCUUCCUCCCUCCAUGCUGAUAUGACUUCCUGGCUGCGCAAAUACACCAACUUCAUUCUGCAUCGCGAACUGCAACUGCUCGUCGCACUGUUCACAGUUUGUACCAGCAUCUCUCUUGCGGUGGCGGACGGUGGCUGUGCAUCACCCCUUGUGUCGACAUGUGAGGAGUGUCUUCGCCGGGGUCCAGAGUGCGGCUGGUGUAUCCAAGAGGGCUUCCUGGAUGGGGCACAUGUGAGCCAGCGCUGUGACUCCUCCUCCAACCUGAUCAGGAAGGGCUGUCUGGAGGAGCUUAUCGAGACCGGCCAGGUGAGAGUGGAGGUGGACGCUACGGUCAGCAGCACGCAGGUGGCUCCCUCGCGCAUCAACGUCCAGCUACAGACAGGCAGCAAAGUGAGUUUCGUGGUGGAGGUGCAGCAGCUGGACCGGUACCCAGUGGACCUGUACUACCUGGUGGACGUGUCGGCCUCCAUGAAGGACAACCUGGAGCGGCUCAACAACGUCGGCGUGGCCCUGUCGCACCAGAUGCGGCGGCACUCCAGCGAUGUCCGCAUGGGAUUCGGCUCGUUCGUGGACAAGCCCGUGUCACCCUACAUCAGCAUACACCCCUCCAAGAUCCUCAACCCCUGCAGUGAGUAUGAUGUGAAGUGUCGUCCGACUCAUGGCUUCAUCCAUGUGUUGCCCAUCACGGAGAACGUGACCGAGUUCACGCGCAUCAUCCAGGAGCAGCGCAUCUCGGGGAACAUGGACACGCCCGAGGGGGGCUUUGAUGCCAUGCUACAGGCCGCUGUCUGUCAGAAGGACAUAGGCUGGAGACCUGAAGCAAAGCACCUGCUACUGGUGAUGACGGACCAGCCCUCUCACCUGGCCCUGGACAGCAAGCUGGCAGGUAUAGUGGUUCCACACGAUGGGCGCUGUCACCUGGUGGAUAACACUUACACAGAGACCACCAAUAUGGAACACCCAACCAUUGGGCAGCUAGGGGACACGCUUCUACGAAACAACAUUUACUCCAUAUUCGCUGUGGACAAUGUACAGUAUAAGUGGUAUGAGGAUCUGCUUGACCUGCUGCCGGGGUCCUACCUUGGAAGGCUGAUGCCCAAAGCCACAAACCUCAAGGAUCUGGUCGUCGAUGCCUACAAGAAGCUGCUAUCAGAGGUGGAAGUGGAGGUGGAGGUGGACCACAGGCAUGCCCACCGCUUCUGGGUGAACGUGAGCGCCAUCUGUCCCCCGGGAGGUAGCGUGACGGCUGGCAACAAGUGCUCCAACGUCAAGCCAAAGCAAAAGGUCUUCUUCAACAUCACCGUGGGGAUGUCCAGCUGUCCUGAUGAGCAGGGCGGUGCUGACGAGGUGGGCCUGACGGUGAGGCCGGUGGGCUUUAACGAGACGGUUCGCGUGACCCUGGAGCCCGUGUGCAGCUGCAAGUGCAACCUGCAGGGACGUUGCCUCGACGAGACUGAGACGCUGGUCGCCGACGACGACAAGGACGCCGACGCCUGCGCCGACAUCAGCGAGAACGCGGAGCAGGUGUCGGCGGACGUGUGCCGGCCCCCGCCCCCGGUGGCGCCGGGGGAUUCCGGAAUCCUGGGAGAUUCCGGGAAGAUCUGCCACGGGAGGGGCGCCUGCGUGUGCGGCCAGUGCGUGUGCGACCGCAGCAACCUGGGCGCCAUCUACGGGAAAUACUGUGAAAUGGACGACUUCUCCUGCCCUUACAGGAACGGACUGCUCUGCGGAGGCCGGGGCCAGUGUGCGCUAGGGGAGUGUGUUUGCCAAGAGGGUUGGACAGGUGAGAGUUGUGAGUGUGCCGUCUCCACGGCGACGUGUCUCUCGGACGACGGGCAGCUCUGCAGCGGGCGGGGCCAGUGUGUUUGCGGACGCUGCGUGUGUGAUGACUCCCAGUAUUCCGGAGACUUCUGUGAGAAGUGCCCCACCUGUCACACAGCAUGUCAAGCCCACUGGAGGUGCGUAGACUGCCACCUGUCUUUUGGUCUGGGCCGCGGGAGUUCUGAGCUGUGCAACAGGACCUGUGCCCCAGUUGUGGGCUAUGUGGAUGACAUUGAUGAGCUUGCGAGUGCGUUGGGGAAGCACUGCCUGUACCCCAGCACCGACCGCUGCAACUACCGCUUCCACAUGGGGGUGGAGCCCGGCAGCCCCCAGCUACAGAUCAGCAGACAACCAGAGUGCUUGUCUAGCCAGCGGUACUUCGUGACGUUCCUGAGUGUGUUUGUGUUGACGGUGGUGCUGGGCCUGGGCAUCCUGGCUGUGCUGCGCAUCGUGCUUCGCCGCAGGGACAGCAAGCUCCUCGCAGACCACCAGGACCAGAUGGGACAAAUCAACAAAAUGGGCUGCUCCUAUGGUCCAACUACAAACGAGAAGACGGUGACGUAUCGGCGGGACAACAAGCUGGAUAAUCCGGUGGAGUUGCGCGUGCAUGUGCCGAAGAUGCCCCUGGAGACUUCGUGGCAGUGACAGUGACACACGCCGCCAUCAGGAAGUGUCCUCCAACGACUGCACAUUAGAAUACCCACAUCAAGGUUCCAUUCUAUCCAGAUACUGUAGACGGACCUGAUGCAGUUCUCAACUGGGGAUGUUCACUGGGUUUCCUGGUUGGAAUUUCCUAUCAGAAAAAAAAACGCCCACUCACUCAAUAUCUUGGGGAAGGGCAUCAAGGAUGCUGAUUGGUUGCAUUUUUGUGGCAAUCAAUUCCAACCAGGAAUUCCGGUUCUUUAGUUGCAGUUGGAAACAGUUGGAAAAGGCUUCAAAUUCAGUGCAGUGCUGUUUCCAUUUAAUGUGCAGUCAUUGGCCCUGUCCAUAGACGUAUAGAACACUAGAUGAUGCAUUCACCUGUUUGGAGUGGCAUGCCUCGGGCACCACUGUCUUGUUACAGUGUUCCUAUGUUUUUUUCACUCUGGCAACAAGAUGUUCCAUCACCGCCACCUGCUGGAUAUUUUGCGUAUGGCUCUCGAGCAGCUUUACCGGAGACAAUAGACCCCUUUACUGUUUGUACUCAGAUGUGACGUAAUCGGGCUGCGCACACAUUGUUGGAGCAGAAUUGACCAUGUACCGCACAUUUGUAAAGAAAGUAUCCAGGUGUUUUUUUUUCGAAAUAAGAAAAUGGAUGGUCAUGAUAACUCGCGGGCACGGGCAUUCCUGAUGGUGUCCUCAGUCUAGUCUGUAAAAUUUCUUGCAACAACACACAUCUCCUCCUAUGCGUCUGUAACAGCCUAUUCCCUCUCGGAAUAAGGUAACAAGUGUACUUUUUAGGAUAUCUGUUCUUAACAACCGUACGUACACGCUUCAGGACGGCAGUUCUUCUCUCUUUAGGGCCUGCACUAUCUGUAUGUGUAUGUGUGUGUUUGAGCCAACAAUGUGCGCGCAGUCAGUGACCACAUAACUUCUAAAGGGGUCACUUGAUUAUGGAGAGAGGUUUCAUAAGGAGUUUCAUCUAUGUGACAUACUGUUAUUUAACCAGUUAAACCAGCAAACAUCGCCUAGUAGAGUAAGAUCAAUCAAUCCCCACCUACCAAAUGCAAAGGAGUGUGCUCAACUUCGGUCUCUUAAGGAGCGUUGUCCACUCCUCCUUCUUCUUUUUCUGUGGCGUUUGGCGGCUGGUAAGGAGUGCGUUGCAAUAUGCGACCUUGCCUCCUCCACUUGCCUCCUCCACUUGCUUUUCUCCUCGUACCAGGAAGUAAUAUGUCAUGAUGACAUCACUGACAACAGCAUUAUAUUUCAAUAUCUUGCAAAAGAUCAAUUGUAGAGUCUUUUUCUCAUUUGCAAUUGGGAUGGUGAAUGAAAAACAGUCCCUCAAAAGUUGUUGUGGCUAGGCUGACAGCUGGGAAACUUUAUCGUUUUCUCCACGGAGGAGGGGCCAGGAGGCGGGACGAGGAGACAAGCUUAAGUGGAGGAGGCAAGGUCGCAUAUUGCAACGCACUCAAGAUGUGCGCUUCAGCCAUCUACAGCGCUAAGGGGACUCCAUUAAUUCUCAACCUCCACUGGUCUGCUACAGGGGCGUUCACCGAACCUCAACUGGACCCGGGGAAAAGUACGAGCUCGAUUCGUCUCUUCCUUUUCCAGUGUCUCUGGUACUAGAUCUAAGGUUCAAAGCUGCAAUCCUAUGCCCCUUUAGGAGACUAAAGGCCCUUUUCCAUAACUGGUUUUCUGGUAGGCCUACAGCAUGACACAGUGUGAUUCAGGCGCCACUUUUAUCUUUUUGAUUGGGCAUGACACAGAUCAACAGUAAAGCAAAAAGUGGCAGCCGAGUUGCACUGUGUCAAGCUGUAGGCCCACCAGAAAACCAGAAGUGGAAAAGAUCCUUAAGUGAAUGAAUGGAGAUCAAUGGAAAGUCAAACCAGAGUUGGCCCCACUUUGUUGCAUUGGUGACCUACUGAAAAGAUUUGACAAAGAUGGCCGCUCUACAAUUGAGACAUGUGUCAACUCAGCAUCUAGUGUUCUAUAUUUAUGGGCCUUCUCAUUCAGGGGGAUCAGUGUUGCCAGGUGUACGAUAAUUAUCGUAUUUGUACCAUAAUUUUGUCCAUUUUGUCCUCUGUAUGAUCAAAAAAACAUGAUGCGAUAAUUUCAGAGUUGUCAUUCAGUGCAUUUAGAUGCCUUUAGACAACAAUUUGGGUCAUGUACAAUAAUUUCCUCUCAAAAAGCGAUAAUUUUGAGGUUUUGGCACGAUAAUUCAGCAUUUUUCAUCUGGCAACGCUGAGGGGGAUCCAUAGACAGUGAGCACUAAGCAAGCACUUAUGGACUGUUUUCUCCCAGCAGCCACACUCACUCACAGGGGGAUUGCUAGGGGAGCUUAGCUUUGUUUAGAAGGGGUGCCCAAUGUGUUCUUAGGCUCUAGAGCCAAUGCGGUAUAUUUGGUCAGUCUCUGUUUGAUCCCUUGCCUUCCCCAUGAAAAUAAGGUACAAUCAGUUGGAUUAUCAAUUUGAUUUUGUAAUUAUUUUGUUGGUUUGUGAAUUCUUUUUCUCUUUGUUCAUUUGUGUGGGCCUAGUUGAUGUAUUUUGAGUGGUACGUGCCAUAUUUAAGUCUUUUAUUUAUAGUUUUUUUUUAAUACACUACACUUUUCAUUCAAGCAUUAUUGGUGACAAAUGACUGUAAAGCUGGUAUCGUGGGUUGAGCUCGCCAUCUAGUGGUAGCUUUCAGCACUAUCAUGCAACAGGCGAGUCGAGCACAGGUGUGACAACUUAUCAAGCAGAAACUCUCGCCUAAACAGGCUAUUCAUGAUUGGUGAUGACUGGGUUUCAUUUAUGACGAAACAAAAACACAAUAUGGGAUUUGGUUGUUGAAAGGAGUAUCAUUUAAUG
Messenger RNA from Engraulis encrasicolus (European anchovy), 5802 nucleotides. It is a transcript of the gene itgb8, whose product is annotated as integrin, beta 8. Gene Ontology annotation, cellular component: cell surface; integrin complex; focal adhesion. Gene Ontology annotation, biological process: integrin-mediated signaling pathway; cell migration; cell adhesion mediated by integrin. The transcript has 16 exons. Lineage: Eukaryota; Metazoa; Chordata; Actinopteri; Clupeiformes; Engraulidae. Bases 440 to 2962 code for a protein of 840 amino acids. The record is from RefSeq and is a predicted model, not a curated record. Gene Ontology annotation, molecular function: integrin binding.